Molecule: messenger RNA, 1993 nt
Organism: Orbicella faveolata
Lineage: Eukaryota; Metazoa; Cnidaria; Anthozoa; Scleractinia; Merulinidae
Product: short transient receptor potential channel 6-like
Biological process (GO): regulation of cytosolic calcium ion concentration; calcium ion transmembrane transport
Cellular component (GO): cation channel complex; plasma membrane
Molecular function (GO): protein binding; store-operated calcium channel activity; inositol 1,4,5 trisphosphate binding
Source: RefSeq, a predicted model, not a curated record
GAGUACUUAUGGGACUACUGUACCAGAGCUAUCAAUUGCGCUCUGCACUAUCUGAGAUUUUCUCACUAGUUUUGUUGUCACUGUCCAAAGAAUGAACCUAAAUACUUGGAAUUGCAUGUAAAACUUGUGUAGAUUUUGUAUCCCUUUUAUUCAAUUUUGAUGGAAGUUCAUAUUUCCACUUCAUUUUGACAGUCAUGGGAUGCUACAUUGCAGUUUCUGUGUUCACACAAUGCAGCUAUACUCUACUAAGGAAUAGACCAUUAUUUUUUUUGAGGGGGGUGGGGUUGGAUUGGACAAUUUUGGGGAGUAUGAUUUUUUUUUUCUCGCUUGUAGGUUGUGCAUGACUUUUUCUGAUGGGCAAUAGCUAGUGCAUGAAAUAUAUUUUUAAGCCAAACACAGGACCUGGAUAGUAGAAAGCACUUGCUAGAUGGUUUUUUUUUUCCGGUGGCUCUCCUUGCAAAUUUUUUUUCAGCCGUUUUUGAUGUGAAGGAAGCUUUUAUGGAAAUUGCCCGACACCCUCCCUCAAAAAAAUAAUGGUCCGUCCCUACAUGUAAGCAUGUGCAAGCGAUGGAUGAUGACCCAUCGUGACGACAUAAAUAGCGAUCAUAAAAGGGGUUACCGUCUCCUGUUAGGAGACUCUGCCGUUGCAUGUUCCCAGUGAUACUUAGUGCUCACAAGCAGUCUCUGUUGUUUGUUCGCAGUUUAUAGCUCACCCCUACAGCCAGCUGAUGUUGAACUCAGUUCUGUACGACGGAUUAGGAGGAUGGGAAGAUUCUGGCUUCCUGACCAAGCUGAUGUUGGGUCUGCUGUUGACAGUAUCGGGGCCGUUAUUGGCGCUAUGUUAUUUCUUGUUACCCAACAGCCGGAUCAGCAAGCUCCUAAAGAGACCAAUCUUGAAGUUCACGAGUCACACGGGUUCAUUCUACUUGUUUCUUAUGCUGCUCAUCUUUUCCUCGGUUCAAGACAAAUUUUAUGAUGUACUUCAGUUUCAAAUCUUCGAUGUCCUUAUAGCGCUGUGGAUCGCUGGUUUGCUGUUCCAAGAGGCAAAAGAAGCUUACCGUCAGGGUAAAGAGCGCUACUUUUCGCAAUACUGGAAUGUCGUCACGCUUUUCAUGCUGGGAAUGUUUGUAAUCUCUGGGCUUCUCUGGCUUGCUGGAUUUUUCCUUUCUGUGGAGGGCAAGGGGACCUCUGAAAUACCUGUCCGUGAAGCAUUCGGUAUCAGUGCGAAAGAGUCCGCCUACCGCCUCAUUCUUUUGUCCAAUGCGUUCUUUUCCAUUGGUUUGGUCUUGAGCUUCAUCAAUGCGUCCAAUUCAUUCCAAGUGAACUCCGUUCUCGGUCCGCUGCAGCUGUCACUUGUGAAGAUGAUUCGGGACAUUGCGAAGUUUCUGUUCUUGUUUUUGCUACUGUUUCUUGCAUUCGGUUGGGCGGAGAGGAAAGUGUACUCUCGGUAUGUUCAAGCCAGGGAAGCGUUUACUGGGAAUGCGACUGAACACAAAUUUGCCCAGAUUGAUGGAAGCCUAAGGUUCCUAUUCUGGGAUUUGUUUGGAAAGUCAGCGCUAUCGGACUUAAGCACAGAUAAGAACUUCAUCAUCACUCAGUACACUGGUGAAUUACUGCUGGGACUGUACAGUAUUCUGUCUAUUUUGGUCGCUUUAAAUAUGCUGAUUGCCAUGAUGGCAAACUCUUAUCAGAGAGUCGCGGACGACGCAGAUAUUCAGUGGAAAUUCUCUAGAACCCGGAUGUGGAUGCCUUAUCUUGAUGAAGGCAACGUGAUGCCGCCUCCAUUCAACCUCAUUCCUCCACCUAAAUUGGUGUUUCGUCUUUUUAGAAGACUGUGCGCUGGUCCUGCGAGCUGUGUGGUAAGUUGGCUUGCUCGCUAGGAGGCGUCAGGAAGUUGUAUGGAGGUUGUCUUCGUUUCUGGGAGGCGCAGUGGGCUCAUGGUUAGUGCGCUUGUCUCCGGAUCGAGCGGUCCGGGUUCGAGCCCUGGCCGGGA